CGUCCUUAGUAAGUGGCGACCCGGCUUCCAACAAGGUGCUGUUGGGAAAUGUAUUAAGUCCUGCAGUGACUUCCCACAUCCAUUGACAACAAAAUGAACUUCAAAGAGGGGAAGACAGAAGCCGAUGAGAGCCAUGUAUCCAUGAUACCAGGUGCACCGGAGGCACAGUCUUCGAAGACACCCCAGUAUCUGGUAGCAAUGGCGGUGAGCAUAAUCAUGGUUUCGGCCGGGACUACGAUAGGCUGGAGCUCGCCGGCGCUGGUGGAGAUGAGAUCACCCAACGCCACGCUCCCGCUGACGGUUGAAGAAGGUUCCUGGGUCAGUUCGCUCCUGGCCAUCGGAGCGUGCAUCGGAUCGAUUCCCGCCGGGUCUAUGGUCGAACAAAUCGGAAGGAAGUGGACCAUCAUGAGCUUAUCAGUUCCAACGACGGUGUCCUGGAUUCUGAUGCACUGCGCAACCACAGUCAAUAUGGUUUAUAUUGCAAGGUUUAUCGCUGGGAUCUCCUUGGGAGCUGUGUGUGCGGCAUGUCCUGUGUACCUCGUCGAGAUCGCUGAGGACAGCAUCAGAGGCACGCUGGGAUCCAUGUUCCAGUUGAUGUUAGUGACUGGAGUUAUGUACACGUACGUAAUUGGAGCUAUAUUCCCUUAUACGGAAUUGCCUUUGUUUUGUGGUGUCCUAAACAUCAUCUUCGUAGUCCUGUUUUUCAAGGCUCCUGAAAGUCCUAUCUACCUGUUGCAGAAGGGUCGCAAGGAUGAAGCCGAAGACGCACUGAUUUGCCUCCGAGGAAAGCAAUACAACGUCCACAAAGAGCUAGAAGCAAUGGAGGAAGAAAUCAACUCGAAGAAAGCUGAGAAGGUGCCCUUCUUGAAAGAGUUGUCGAAAAGGUCCAGCGUCCUUUCCUUGCUGGUAUGCCUCAUAUUAAUGUUCUUCCAACAGUUGAGUGGCAUUAACGUCGUAAUCUUUUUCAUGGAGAGUAUCUUCCACGACGCGGGCAGUACCCUGAGUCCGGACAUAUCCACGAUCAUCGCCGGUGUCGCCCAGAUGCUGGCCACACUUGGGUCUACGGUGCUCAUCGACUACACGGGUCGCAGGAUCCUACUCCAGAUCUCCUCGACGGUGAUGGCCCUGUGUUUGGCCGUCCUAGGCUACUACUUUCACGAGAAGACUAAAGGAUCUGAUGUCACACAGUUCGGUUCCAUUCCCGUCAUUGCAGUGGUUGUCUUCAUCAUAAUGUACGGCAUCGGUUUCGGACCCAUUCCGUGGUUGAUGUCUGGUGAAAUACUACCUCCAGAGGUGAAGGGCACCGGAUUGGGUAUAGCUUCUAGUUUCAAAUGGUUCUUGGCCUUUGCAGUGACUAAAGCUUUUCAACCUAUCAACGAUGCUCUAGGGCCAGCAACCUCAUAUUGGAUCUUCGCUUUAAUCUGUAUCACUGGCUUCUUCUUUUCUACCUUUGUCAUCAUCGAGACCAAAGGAAAAAGCCUAAUCGAAAUUCAAGAGGAAAUGUUUGGAAAGAAAGGGAAAAAAAAGAAAACGAAGAAAUCUAAUGGGGUAGUCUGAGCAUAGUCUGCUGCGAGUAAUUUAUUAUCUUUUCACCUGUGAUUUUAUAUAUAAUGAAUUUUUAUAAAUUUAUUUUUAUUAUUGUUGUUGUUAUUAUUCCUUUCUAUUAAAAAAAUUGCUAAAAGAAUGUGUGUUCUUAUAAUUAAGUGAGUUCUUAUAAUUAGUCUUAUAUUGGAAAUUAUGUCAUAUUGGUAAUGGAUGCUGAAUUCAGAUGCAACAAUCAACCAAUUCGGAAUUCAAGGAACGAAGCCCUACUUCCGUAGGAGAAUAUUUUUUUCUGAAACAGAAAUAUUUGUAAAAUAUAAAGUGUUUAAUUUUCAAAAUAUCCGUCAUCGGGGAAUAUG
Nezara viridula (southern green stink bug) is the source of this 1901-nucleotide messenger RNA. The record is from the annotation of a GenBank genome assembly. NCBI's taxonomy places the organism in Eukaryota, Metazoa, Arthropoda, Insecta, Hemiptera, Pentatomidae.